CCCACGAAAAAACUUUAGUGGGCCACCUUCGCAACCAUAUUUUCUGGGGUGAGCUGUGUGUCUACGAUCUAAAAUCUCCAGUUUUCCCACUUUUGAAUAAAAAUUUUGAUUAUUUAAUGUUUUGAUCGAAACUGUUUAUUUAUCAUUAUUUCAUUGUUUCAUUGCUAUAAAGAAAUGUCUGGUUCAAGAGUUGUGUUAGGAUUGUUAAUAGGUCUUGCCGUACCUCCUAUAUUAACUACCUUUGUUAUACUUCCUAAUUUUAGACUACGUACACGUAAUGAAAUACAUAACAUCAGACAUGAGAUAGAAUACUUAGGUUGGAAUGUUAGACAUUUACAGGAAGAAAGAGGUUAUAAAGAAGAUCAAAUGUACUCCCCAGAUAGCUAUUAUCAAUCACGUUACUGAGUUUGCGUGGGUGAGGUGAUGCGUUUACAUUUGCGCUUGC
Scheffersomyces coipomensis is the source of this 445-nucleotide messenger RNA. RefSeq lists its product as uncharacterized. NCBI's taxonomy places the organism in Eukaryota, Fungi, Ascomycota, Pichiomycetes, Serinales, Debaryomycetaceae. The transcript has a single exon. Bases 175 to 405 code for a protein of 76 amino acids. The record is from RefSeq and is a predicted model, not a curated record.